This is a messenger RNA of Suillus subaureus, 1374 nucleotides long. RefSeq lists its product as uncharacterized. Bases 346 to 1314 code for a protein of 322 amino acids. The transcript is spliced from 4 exons. NCBI's taxonomy places the organism in Eukaryota, Fungi, Basidiomycota, Agaricomycetes, Boletales, Suillaceae. The record is from RefSeq and is a predicted model, not a curated record.
UAGAGGAAGGUCCCCGCAUCAGCGUUUAGAUAAGUCAUUCUCGCAAGCGCCACUAGGCAAUAUUUGCUGCUGUAUUGACUGGGCGCCUCGGAACUCCGGGAAGUGCAAGGAAGUCGAAGCCUCGAAGGAACGACUAUCUUCAUAUUCCUAUACCGUCUGCCUCGAGACUAUGAAAAACGCUGUGCUGAUCGCGGGCGCGCCGGUGAGUGAUGCAUGCACGCAAGACUUGCCAGAAGCCUUUGAGUGGCAUUAAAACUCGAGGUCGAGAAAACUCAUAUCUGCAGUGCAACUAACAGCCCAGUCUAGUUUGUCGUCUAACCAAUCAUCGGAGAUGUUCCAAGCAGGAUGAGCCCAUUGUUGUACUACAUUCGUCUGGUAUUUCGUUCUUCAAUUUUUGCAUGUUCUUCUACGUCCAUGCGCACGUCGCAUAUCGCAUGCAUCAUUCUCAUGGUACUCGUGUUGUUACCAUACACAUGCUACACCGUACACAAUGAACCACGCUCCUUCCUAUUGACCCAGUUCUCUCGACAUUUACAUGUAAACCCGCCCAAACGAACCUGCAAUAUCCAAACAUGCUCCCCGCGGAACUGCUGCUGCAAUCUCCUGUUUGUUCAAUCCACAUUGGGAGGUGCCUUAUACACCCUUGUAUCCAUUUGUUUCACUCGACGCCAUUCGGAUAACCUUUUUCGUUGCACAAUGAUCGAUGCCCUCAAAAAUCUGUUACCCAGUCACCUUUCUACCCUGUCGAACACGACGUUCGCUCAAACUACUCCAAAUUCGAAUGCAAUGCUAUAUAUACAUACUAUAGAUGAUGAAUCAUCGGGUGGUACCCAGAACGGGAGCCGACGAUUUGGUUUCAACACCCAUCCAUCAUCUCCCAGUAAAAACGUGGGGUCAUCAUGGUGGGUGCUUGUGAGUGGUUUAGCAGUGUCGCGCAGUGCCGCAUGUGUCGAAUUUGAUGAGAAGGGAAUGAAGUCAUUGUCCAUAGUGCUGAGCGUGGGGAUAGCUGUUGUUGGAUGUGAGAUGCAACUGCCAUGCGGGGAGGAUGCUGAAGAGUCUUCUUCGGCGUGGUCCUGCAAUGAUUUCCCAAUCGCUGAAUACCAGACCCGGACAGGACCAGCCUCCUGCGAAAAAGAAAUGAUGCGAGUCCUAUCCCGCGAGAAAGAAACUGCUUGGACCGACUCAGUGUACCCCCGCAAGGGCAGACCAAUUGGCUGCCUCGUCGCUGUCUCCCACAGCCGGGCAGUCUUAUCGUACGAACCAGAAACGAUGCGAGUCCCAUCCGGCGAGAAUGAGACUGAGUUAACCGACUGAGUGUGUCCCUCUAAGGGCUCACCGACUGGCUGCCUUGUCGCUACAUCCCAUAGCCAGAUA